AUGCCACGUAAGCUACGUAAGAAUAUACGUAAGAGGAAGGGAGCAUUGAAACAUCCAAUAGUAAAACUGACACCACAACAACAGUUGCAACAACAAAUGAUGAAUGACCCCACUAUGUUGCAACAAAUGUCAAGCAACCCUAUGCUUUUAAACCGAGUUAUUGGUGCACAGAGUGGAGGUUUAAGAGCGGCACUUUUAGCGAAAAUGGCAGGCUAUGGUGGAGCUGCAGACGGAACAGCUUAUAACCCUCAAAGUCAAAUGAAUUUGAGUUCACUCAAAAAUCAAAUAACAGAUGUCAAAAAGUCAAACAUAGACAUACAGAAACAAAUAAGUGAAAACGAAAAGAAACUAGAAUAUGACAGACAGACAAAGAAACUAAAUGA
Molecule: messenger RNA, 383 nt
Organism: Trichomonas vaginalis G3
Lineage: Eukaryota; Parabasalia; Trichomonadida; Trichomonadidae
Product: protein of unknown function, DUF4106 family
Exons: 1
Source: RefSeq, a predicted model, not a curated record